This is a messenger RNA of Dermacentor silvarum, 714 nucleotides long. RefSeq lists its product as uncharacterized. Lineage: Eukaryota; Metazoa; Arthropoda; Arachnida; Ixodida; Ixodidae. The record is from RefSeq and is a predicted model, not a curated record. The transcript is spliced from 2 exons. Bases 66 to 422 code for a protein of 118 amino acids.
CCGGGGGUGCUGUGUGACGCUGCCCAGAAGGCAUACGGGCACAUAAGCAGACGAUAAAAAGGAAGAUGGCGCCGUCCUCUUGUUGCGCCGUCGUCUGUAACGGCUGCUGCUGCUUCCUGGCGCUUUUUCUGGCGAAUUUUCUACUUAGCGUAGUAGACGCGGACCGACCGACAAAGUCAAAAGUCUACUACAUGGAUGACCUGUGCGGGUCGUCGCACACGGCUUCCAUCACGGUGGGAGUGGCGGGCCUCGAGUCGGCGGUGGUGCUGCGUGCCACCAAGCACCACAUCGACCACGACUUCAACUGCACGGUGAACGUGACCACGAGGGUUGACCGGAGCCUGCUGUACAGCAUCUCGUUCCUGGAUCUGCCCAUGACCUGUCUUUCUACCUGGAGGUACCCGCGUACACCUCUCCUAUGAAUUAUGGUUUGACGUCGCAAGCAAACUAUCGAGUAUUUGAGACGCCCUAGUGGAGGGCUACGGAUUAUUUGCGUCCAUCUGCGAUUGCUAAACCGAUUGCAUAAAAAAAAAUUUAUGCGCAUGAGCGCUUUUACCAUCUGGAGUAGAACCCGUCAAUUCGUGCUCAGCCGCAAAACAUUAUUGUCGCAGAGCCGCCAUAGCGGAUAAGUCUACGUUCAGGGGACUUGGGGAGUUGCAUUGAGGUCUAAUAAGGCAGGGAGUAAAAUCGCUUAAAUUGAAACUAAAUAGUUUU